Messenger RNA from Anguilla rostrata (American eel), 2900 nucleotides. Its product is annotated as LIM and senescent cell antigen-like-containing domain protein 1. Lineage: Eukaryota; Metazoa; Chordata; Actinopteri; Anguilliformes; Anguillidae. The record is from RefSeq and is a predicted model, not a curated record. Gene Ontology annotation, biological process: positive regulation of integrin-mediated signaling pathway; cell-cell adhesion; cell-cell junction organization. The coding region runs from base 256 to 1365 and encodes 369 amino acids. Gene Ontology annotation, cellular component: cytoplasm; focal adhesion; cell-cell junction. The transcript is spliced from 11 exons.
GAGGAGCUCAUAGGUGUGCCAGUGCUGGGCCGUCCCACAGGGCGUGCGCACAGGAGGUGCGGGAGCGGGGGUGUGUGUGUGUGUGUGUGUGUGUGUGGAAUGCAGCCGCCUGUGGCAGUGUGUGAGUGAGCGAGCAGGAGAGCGGACCUGGCCAGGUGUGAGCUCCUGUCCGGCUGCAGUGGGGCACAGAGGCCGGGACAGCCCGGCACAGUUUGGGAGCUACCGGUACCGACAGCGUAGGGGCGCAGGGCGACCAUGAACUCGCUGAGGCUGAAAGAGCUGACCCACUCACACCUGUACAGGCGCAGGCAGGAGAGGCCCGACAGCUUCGGGGGCAGCCUGCCCCGGGACAGUCUGAGCAACAUGGCAAAUGCCCUGGCAAAUGCCAUCUGCGAGCGCUGCAAGAGUGGCUUCGCUCCGGCGGAGAAGAUCGUCAACAGCAACGGGGAGCUGUACCACGAGCAGUGCUUCGUCUGCGCCCAGUGCUUCCAGCAGUUCCCAGAGGGACUCUUCUAUGAGUUCGAGGGCAGGAAGUACUGCGAGCACGACUUCCAGAUGCUGUUCGCCCCCUGCUGCCACCAGUGCGGGGAGUUCAUCAUUGGCCGCGUGAUCAAGGCCAUGAACAACAGCUGGCACCCCGACUGCUUCUGCUGCGACAUCUGCCAGGCCGUCCUGGCCGACGUGGGCUUCGUCAAGAACGCGGGCCGGCACCUGUGCCGCCCGUGCCACAACCGGGAGAAGGCGCGGGGCCUGGGGAAGUACAUCUGCCAGAAGUGCCACGCCAUCAUCGACGAGCAGCCGCUCAUCUUCAAGAACGACCCCUACCACCCCGACCACUUCAACUGCACCAACUGCGGUAAGGAGCUGACGGCCGACGCUCGUGAGCUGAAGGGGGAGCUCUACUGCCUGCCCUGCCAUGAUAAAAUGGGCGUGCCCAUCUGCGGCGCCUGCAGGAGACCAAUCGAGGGCCGCGUGGUCAACGCCAUGGGAAAGCAGUGGCAUGUGGAGCAUUUUGUGUGUGCUAAGUGUGAGAAACCCUUCCUGGGCCACCGUCACUAUGAGAGGAAGGGACUGGCUUACUGUGAGACGCACUACAACCAGCUCUUUGGAGAUGUUUGCUAUCACUGCAACCGUGUCAUUGAAGGAGAUGUGGUGUCGGCUCUGAACAAGGCCUGGUGCGUCAACUGCUUCGCCUGCUCCACCUGCAACACCAAGCUGACUCUGAAGGACAAGUUUGUAGAGAUGGACCUGAAGCCGGUGUGUAAGCACUGCUACGAGCGCAUGCCCGAGGAGCUGAAGCGCCGGCUGGCCAAGCGCGAGCGCGACUCCAAGGAGAAGAAAAAGAAAAUGGCCAUCUGUUUGUAAACCUUUCUUUUCCUUUCCCCCCUCACCGCUUCUUUCCAUCCAUUGGAACAAGUUUGUGGAGUUUGACAUGAAACCGGUGUGCAAGAAAUGCUAUGAGAAGUUCCCCCUGGAGCUGAAGAAGAGACUGAAGAAGCUCGCGGAGACAGUGGGUCGCAAGUAGAUAUCCACGCCUCCAGAGGGCGCCACUGAUCAGCCAGGACCCGCCGAAUACCGAAGGGCUGAUCCGCUUUGAACCAGUUUCCUUUACACUGUGCUUUCCUCAUUUUAGUCAAUGUAUCGCCAAUGUAUGCUGUCUUUAGAAACGAUCAGAAAUGGCCAGAUCCUCAUUUUCACAAGGUCUAGUUCUAGUGAAGGGAUUUCCUCAGUUUAAUAUAAAUGCAAAGCAUUGAAAUAUUGCUUUCUUGUGUGACUUGGCAAGAAAAUGAAGUGUACACAAAAUUUAUUUUUUGGAUGUGCUUUUGCCAAUGCGAUGGAAAAACACAUACAUGGAAUUCACACAUGAACUUACGUGACACUAACAUGUAUCCAUAUUAGUACCUGGUACAUGACUUACGAGUGUGUAUGAUUACACAUUUGUUACAUCCAAAGACAAUACAAUAUAUUAGUUUAAUUAUUGUCCCCAUUUCCAAAAUGGAUUGUUUCAACGUAUACAUUUUUUGCAUGGUUUUAUAUUCUGUUUAUAUAUCUGCAUUUUGCCUUAUUUUUUAAUAUCUUCUAUGCAUAGUGGACAUUUAUAGUCUAUGUACUGGGCAAUUUUAGAGGACUGUUUGUUUGAGAAGUGUCUCCUUUGGUGCAGUGUUAUGAGAUUGACAACUGCUGCCUUAAAAUAUAAACACAGUGUAUCAUUACAACUCACUUUUAUGUUAAGAGUAUUACUGUUUACUGUUGAAUGAAACAGAAUAGUUUGCCAUGGAAAAUGGAUGGCAUGGAUGUAAAAUGUUUGUCAAGUUUGGAGAGGAGAGUUAUUGUGAACAUUUUAUAUUUGUAUGGGGGGGGGGGGUGGGUAAGCCAUGUCAGAUUAUCAGGAGCUAGCAUUUCCCCCUCCCUUUGGUCAAAAUCUUGUAAGCCUCUUUGCGAUAAACAUGUUAAGUUUGAAAUGGUAAGAAUCUAUGCAUUGUUUCAGACAAACACCAAAAUGCAUUUCAUUUUAUGAUAGUAUUUAACCUUGUGAUUUAUUUAAAUGCAUUUGCAUAUUGUAUGCCUCAUCGUGAACGCAUUGUACACAUUCCACAGCCAAGUGUGGUUUACACUUGUUAAAGCAUGAUUUCCUGAGGAAAGAUAAGUACCAGAUGCUUGUUUCGCGCACAGUAUGAAUUAACUACUGCUGAGUCUAUACAGGUUUCUAAAAAAUGUAUUCUGUGUUUAACUUGGUGCAUGUCUGCAGCUUUCAAUGUCCGGUUAUUUCCAUUAAUUUGCAUGGGUUUUCCCUGCAAAUUUCAAUUCAGCAUUUACUCAUGCACUGAUCACUGCUUCACUGUAGUUUGUGCCUUUUAUUACACAAAGUUAUAGUAUCAAAUAAAAGAUUAUCCAUCCCA